GAAGAAAAUGACCAACAUCCUUCAAAAGUACAACUAGGUGAAGGUAGUUUUGGUUGCCGUAUACAAGGGAGAUACUCAAUGGUUGUUCCUGUGGCCAUAAAGAAAAACUGAGUGCAUCCAAAGGAAAUGGUGAAGACUUUAUCAACGAAGUUGCCAGUAUCAGUAGAACUUCUCAUGUUAAUGUUGUUCAGCUUCUUGGAUUCUGUUUGGAAGGCAGCAAUAAAGCUCUCAUUUAUGAAUAUAUGUCUAAUGGUUCUCUUGACAAGUUUAUUUACAAUAAGGGAGUCAAAGCCAUUCCAUCGUUGAGUUGGGAUAAUUUGUGGCAAAUUGCCAAAGGGAUAGCUCAAGGACUAGAAUACUUGCACAAGGGAUGCAACACUCGCAUUUUACAUUUUGACAUAAAACCACACAACAUACUUCUGGAUGAAAGUUUUUGUCCCAAGAUAUCAGAUUUUGGACUGGCAAAGCUUUGUCCCAUGAAAGAGAGCACUAUUUUCAUGUCAGAUCAAAGAGGAACAAUAGGGUAUAAAGCUCCAGAAGUGUGGAACAGACAUCUUGGUGGAGUUUCACACAAAUCUGAUGUUUACAGUUAUGGAAUGAUGCUGCUAGAAAUGGUGGGAGGGAGAAGAAACAUUAAUGCAGAUGCCAAUCACCGAAGUGAGAUAUACUUCCCACACUGGGCAUACAACAGGCUAAAGCAGGGUAGAGAAUUGAGAGCUGAUUGGGUGAUAACCACAGAAGAACAGGAAAUAGCGAGGAGAAUGACCAUAGUGGGAUUAUGGUGUGUUCAAACGAUUCCACAUGAUAGGACUACAUGAGUGUAGGUAAUAGAUAUGCUGGAAGCCAACAUGAAUUCCUUGCAAAUGCCUCCAAAACACUGAUCAUUCUUCUUCCCAUCAGUGAAGUAAUUUUCUUAACAUUUUCGGUUGAUAUUCUAUACUUCUGUAAAAUGAAUAGU
This is a messenger RNA of Vigna umbellata (rice bean), 958 nucleotides long. The record is from RefSeq and is a predicted model, not a curated record. Lineage: Eukaryota; Viridiplantae; Streptophyta; Magnoliopsida; Fabales; Fabaceae.